UAGAGUAAAAAAUCAUGCCAGUCACACACUCACACUCACAAGCCGAUAUCAGAGCCCGAAAUUAAGCCGACAUAUAUUCAAACCGAAAGUACGAAAAACCCUUAAAAACAUGUCAUCAAGCUUCAAGUCGAGAAUUCCGGAACGCGUUAGGCACUCGCUCACGGCACUGGAUGGUCCACAUUCGCGCGAGGUUGCUCCACCAAAUCGCUGUUCGCUGAACCGCUCCCAGUUGCCGCUGCCGAUCAGCAAAACGCUGAACGCUUUGGUGAAGCAGACGCAGACACAGACGCCGGCUAAAGUAGUGUGCAAGAAACCGGAACCGGAAGCGGAAACGGAAGCGGUGAUCCGUUCGCUGGUGCGACGUUCACGACCGCCGGCAGUUCGGGGCAAUCGUACAUCCUUUCGGCGCAUCCAGUUGGCUCACGGUUCACCAGUGGCCAGUGCCUCCUUGCUGAUGAAACCCACCAGUAGUUACAGCAACGCCAAUUCCCGUUUGCAAAAACCCAUCAAGGUGGCAAGUCCGGUUGCUCCAAAAAAGGAAGUGAAUGGGGAUCAUACCACCGACAAUCUGCCGUCCGCAAAGGGUCUGCUCGAACUGGUGGCCGGUAAAUGGCAACCGGAUAUGGAACAAAUGCGCUUCUUGUGCAGCGAUCAUCGCCUGAUCAAUGUGCCCAGUCCCCUGAUGUACUGCCAUUCGGAGGUGAUGAGGCAAUUGGAAGUGGAGAAGCAGCCCAUUGAGUUGCGGUCCAUUCGAUCGGUGACCCUGCUACGCGUCAUCAUGUGGAUGCAUCAAAAGACUCUAAGCAGUAAUGGAACUGAGAACAGUGCGGUGGCGCCACCUACAGUUGAGGAGCUGAGUCUUUGCGCUAAUCCAGAAGGAAACGGAAGUACGAAAAGCGAGAACAGUUGUCAACUCAGUGAGAACCCUCAAGAUAAUUCUCAAAGCAUGGUAAAUUCCAUAUGUCAGAUCCACGGCGAGAAAAUCAAACAUAGUUGCAUGAAAACACUUAACAAUUCAGGAGGUGUGAAAAAUCAAAUAGGCAAUGACUACACAACGCUCAGAAAUGAAGUUAACGAGAACAGCCGUGAAAGCAAUGAAAACACCAAUCAAAGUAAUGAAAGCUUAGACAAAAAUUCAGGUAACACCUGCACUCAAACAAGCGACACCAAAAAAAGUUUCGAAAACAAUGAGCAGAGUCAAGAAAAUUAUAAGGUAGAGUGUGCCACAGAUACAAUAUGUAAUGGAUACAAACGAUGCGAAAAUGAAAAAACCGAAAACUGCACAAUCCCAAAUGAUAAUGUAGAAAAUGGUGAAAAGGAAAUCAUUAAUAAGGGGAUCAUUCAAUUAAAUCCAAAAAGCGAAAACACUGAAAACAAAAAUAGGCACAGCUUAAAAAAAAGUGACAAGAAAGAUGCAAAUUUAAAUGGAAGUAGUCAAGAUUAUUCUGUAAUUAGUGAACAAAAUAUCAAAAUUGGCAACGAGAAUAGCACGGGGAUCGAAACUUGUGAGGAAGGGCGAAGUAUCGAAGGUGAAAGCAGUUAUUUAGGCAGUGCAGAUGAAAAUCUAUUUAGUGAACAAGCGAUGCAAAAUUUUGAUGGUGUAAAGGAAAGCAACGAAAAUAGAAGGUGUAUAGGUGACAAUGGCAAUGACAAGGGCGAUCAAUGCGUAAAUAACUUAAAUGGAAUGAAGCACUCUUCAUUUCUUCUUUGCUCCUGGGAGGAGCGUUUGUUGGGCAGCGAACUGUACCAGCUGGUGGAGCUCAUCCUGGCAGCCCAUUACUUGGGCAUCGAGUCGCUGACCCUGAACGCCAUUCAACAUUUCGACGAGCUAAUGGCUCAAAGGACUCGAUCGGAAUGCUGCCUGAUGCUGAGGAUCAAGACACGAUUGGCGGGUGAGCGCCAAUUGGAAAACCAUCGACCCUUAACUAGGGGGGAUACGCUGUCGCAGGGACGCAGGGAUCGAAAUUAUCAGGCAGAUAGGGCUGAAACAAGGAAGCAUCACUUCGAUCCCAAUAAUCGUAUAGCCAGGAUGGCCAGGCAACAUCGAUCGAACGGAAGGCCAGCUGGAGGAGGAGGAGGCGGCAGCGGAGGAGGAGUUGGAGGAGGAAUGGGAGGUAGACUGAAUGCCAUAGACAUGCCACGACAUCGCCACCAUCAGUACUGUUUCCAAUCUAGGAUUUAAACUCAAAACUUUUGGAUUGUAUAGGCAAUAGACCUUUUAUACUUUCA
Drosophila yakuba is the source of this 2229-nucleotide messenger RNA. RefSeq lists its product as uncharacterized. Gene Ontology annotation, biological process: ubiquitin-dependent protein catabolic process. The record is from RefSeq and is a predicted model, not a curated record. NCBI's taxonomy places the organism in Eukaryota, Metazoa, Arthropoda, Insecta, Diptera, Drosophilidae. The coding region runs from base 110 to 2182 and encodes 690 amino acids. The transcript has a single exon.